Molecule: messenger RNA, 2029 nt
Organism: Hippopotamus amphibius kiboko
Lineage: Eukaryota; Metazoa; Chordata; Mammalia; Artiodactyla; Hippopotamidae
Product: lysozyme-like protein 6
Exons: 7
Coding region: 1421-2029 (202 amino acids)
Biological process (GO): fusion of sperm to egg plasma membrane involved in single fertilization
Cellular component (GO): sperm flagellum; acrosomal vesicle
Source: RefSeq, a predicted model, not a curated record
AGAGCCUGUAGCCAGUCAGCUCCUUGCUCCUCUUGCUGAAGGAGAAGGAUUGGUUUUGCCCAAGUUCAUCCACAGCUGCCGGUCCCUGGUGCUGUUGCAGCUGUGCUAGCCGGCAGCCACCUCUCACCGGCCUUGGCUUUGAAUCUCUGCUGCCCAUGAAAUUUUCCUGGGCUCCUUAGAAAGACCCCGGCUUCCCAUUAACACAACCUGUUGACCCUCUUAUCAACGUUGCCUGUACCCACCAUCCCCAGACUGGGUCCAUAUCUGCAUAACGAAAGAAGGGCUUUUGGUCUUCCUGGGGGCUGCUCACCUUUAAUAAAAAUGACAAUUGUAGCUGCCGUAUAUGGACCCUACCUGUGCCUGGGCUUACACCCUCGGUCUCUCAGCCUCAACUCUGCCACGCAUGGGAUGAUCCUAUUUCCAUUUCACAGGUGAGGCUCAGAGAGGUGAAGGGACUCAGUCCAGGUCACACAGCUGAUAACUGGCAGGCGUGUCUGGCCUCCAGCUUUCUCCACUGUACCACCCUGCCUGCUAGGUGUCUCUGUUCGCUUUUCUCAUCCCAGUGGAUUCUAAUGUGCAGCCAAGUUAGAGAACUGUUCUUACAAAAGCAGUUAUGGAAUUGCCUUCUGCAGUUGUGGUAACGUUCUCCUUUUUUUUCCCUAUUUUUUGGCUGCGCUGUGCAGCAUGCAGGAUCUUAGUUCCCCAACCAAGGAUUGAACCCAUGCGCCCUGCAGUGGAAGUGCAGAGUCUUAACCACUGGACCACCAGGAAAGUCCCUCUGCUUCUUGAUCUGGGUGCUGAGUAUGUGGGUGUAUUCAUUUUUUGUGAAAAUCAUUGAGCUGUACACUUAUGAUUUGUGUACUUUUCUAUGUGCGUGUUAUUUUAUAGUAAACAUUUUUUAAAUUAUUUUUUUAAGUAAAGAAAAAAGCAGUUGUCCUGAGCCGUGUCUCCACUUCCUGGGAAAAGGCAGUCUAUGGCCCUGGACUUGUCAUCUUGAGGAUGCUUUUCACAUCAUCAGGCAGCUGUUGGCCUUUGAGUCUGUGCCUGUCCUUGACAAUGAGCAGACACGUCUUCCAGGGCUGAUGCUAUGCUCGGCUGUAAAAGGUCCACUGUUGCUGCAGUAGCAGGGUGGAGUACAGCCUGCCGCUCCAGUUGCUUUCCUGGAGUGAGCCCUGCUGCUUCCCUCUUCCCUCUCAUCUUCUUACCCGUGGCUCCUGCCCUGUGCCUGACAGGCUGGCCGUUCUCUGGACAUCUGCAGCAGGACCGAUGCCUGCAGUACCUUCCCUACCUACCUGCAGUGGGCAGGUCCACGAGCAGCCAGUUCCGGACAGAUUCCCCAGGAGAAGGCCAGCAGGCGUCUGUGAAACCCUAGGACCCGCAGGCCCUGUUCGCCCUCUGCUGUGCCUCCUCCCCUCCGAGGAUGAUGAACCCGCAGCUCAUCUCCUUGGUCAGCUGCCUCCUUGCUGUGCAUCAAGCCAGCCUCAUCAACCGCUGUGACUUGGCCAAGGUGCUGCACCAGGAGGACUUGGAUGGGUUUGAGGGCUACUCCCUGAGUGACUGGGUGUGCCUGGCUUUCGUGGAAAGUGCCUUCAACAUAACAAGGGUAAAUGAAAAUACAGAUGGCAGCUUUGACUAUGGCAUCUUCCAGAUCAACAGCCACUACUGGUGCAAUGAUUACCAGAGUCAUAUGGAAAACAUUUGCCAAGUGGACUGUCAAGGUCUGGCCAGGGCCCCAGGGUGGGAGAGAACUGCUGAGCCCCAGUCUUCUCGCAGUCAUCAACUAUGCGAAAAAGAUUGUGUCCGGAGCAGGGGGGAUGAAGAACUGGGUAAACUGGAGGUUGCACUGUGCGGGCCGGCCACUCUCCUACUGGAUGACAGGAUGCCACCUGGCAUGAGACACGGAGCAGGCCUGUGGCCUAGGCCCCUGGUUCCUGACGGUCAUUUGCAAACCAGGAAGACCAUGGUGAAAGAAGAUUCCAUAUUUUGGGAAUUAUUAAAGGAUUCCUUGUACAAAGAAUGUGUGAACUGA